Ceratosolen solmsi marchali is the source of this 1368-nucleotide messenger RNA. Its product is annotated as twisted gastrulation protein homolog 1-A. NCBI's taxonomy places the organism in Eukaryota, Metazoa, Arthropoda, Insecta, Hymenoptera, Agaonidae. The record is from RefSeq and is a predicted model, not a curated record. The transcript has 4 exons. Gene Ontology annotation, biological process: regulation of BMP signaling pathway. The coding region runs from base 355 to 1092 and encodes 245 amino acids.
UCGGCUCCUCUCGCGCGAGACUCUCUUCCUUAAUUCAGUCGAAUAGGCGCCGCACCUCGAUCCGGCUCGUCGCCCGCGCUCUCUGGCAGACUCGGAGGCGCGCGACAUGUCACGCGGCCUACUGCGCACAGCGACUUCGGCCACACGGGAGUGUCUCGUCGCGCACCAGGAGUACCGAUAGUCACCAGGAAGAAGUCGCACCGAGGGAAGUCCGAGAAGAGCCCGUAACUCUGCCACCGUGUAACCUUACCACCCUCGACGUCGACCCCCGCUCGACGCCCAACGCCCGUCCUCGUCGUCUUCUCGAGCUCGGGAACGACGGAUCUAGCCGAGAGCCUCCGACAGCAGGGAACGAUGAGGCCCACGCCGGUCCUCCCGAUAUUAAGCGCUGCCCUGGUCCUCCUGCUCUCGGCCGGUUGGAGCCACGGCUGCAACGAGGCCAUCUGUGCGAGCGUCGUCAGCAAGUGCAUGCUGACCCAGAGUUGCAAGUGCGAUCUCGUCACCUGCACCUGCUGCAAGGAGUGCUUUUCCUGCCUGUCCUACCUAUACGACGAGUGCUGCUCCUGCGUGGAUCUCUGCCCCAAGCCGAACAUCACGGAUAACCCGCUCAGCAAAAAGUCUCACGUUGAGGACUUCAACGAGCCCGUGCCCGGGCUAUUCCAGGCCCUCACCGCUGAGCCCGACGCCCACGAGCGAUGGCUCACCUUCACCUAUCCGGUCGACUUCGACAUCACCCUCUUCGCGCCCAACCAGGAGAAGGAGAUCAAGUACCACAUGCUUUCAGAGUCGCUCGAGGGCGAGAAGAACUACUCGCUCAAGCCAAACGUGAUGACGGUGAACUGCACGGUCGCCUAUAUGGCCCAGUGCAACUCAUGGAACAAGUGCCGACAGGCCUGCCAGAGCAUGGGGGCAACGAGCUACCGCUGGUUCCACGACGGCUGCUGCGAGUGCGUCGGUGACACCUGCAUCAACUACGGCAUCAACGAGUCGAGGUGCCUGCACUGCCCGCUCGACAAGGAGGAGGACAUCAAGGACCAGUACGAUGAUUACGGCCAGGAAGAGGACGAGCUCACGGAGGACGAGAUCGACUGAGCACCAACAGCUCCUCGUCCCUGUGUCUCUCACGGCGCCACCUCCCGUCACUCCUUCGCCCAAUCUUCCUCCCUCGCUUAUCGAUCCGUCCUUUUACCUUUACCUUUCGACCUUACCGUCUCCACUGCUAUUAAUAACGGCAAUGGCACCUUCUCGUGGAGUCUGUAAACUUUUUUAAACGGCAGAAAGCUAUUUCUAGUCACGUUUUAUCGUUCAAGAAGCCACGGACGUUGCGAAUCACAGCCCCUUAACCCGCGUGAUCGAUCGUUCUAUUGU